GUCAAACCAAUAAUGUUUAUGUUUUGAUGUUGUGUUGAAGCCGACAAUCAAUUCAAUAAAGCGCUUUGAUUCAAUAUACUAAAAAUGAAUUCAAAUUCGACACAAAUUUGCCGCUUAUGUCUGGAAACUAGUAACGGUUUAGUAAACAUUUUCGAAACGUUUCAAGACUCAACUGUUGAUUCUGUUUUGGCCAAACAUUUCUGGUUUCAGAUUAAUAAGGAUGACGGCAUGCCAGAAUGGGUGUGUGAAAUAUGUUGGAGCCAAACGAAAACCUUUCACCAUUUCUACAAGCGACUGGAGUUACGCCAUGAGAAUUACUUCAACUCAAUCGUUUUGGUUGAUGAAAUAAAGCAAGAGCGAGGUGUCAGUCCUAUAGAGGCAGCGGUGGAAGCUUUCCUCUUUGUAGAAAAAUACGAAGAAGAAACGGGUGUUACAAUAAAGACUGACGACACGCAGACACCAAGCAUGGAAAACAGUUGUGAUGAAGAUAACGACGAGAAAAGCGGCGAUCAAAGUGAAGCUGAAGCAGAGCAAACCUCUGACGAUGUUGACACGUCUUCCCCUGAUAAGCCUAAAAGAUAUAUCUCACUCAGUCCAUCUGAUAUAGAGCGGCAGGACGCAAAGAUUCGCAAAUAUUUCACGAUGAAAUGCGAAAUUUGCAGUGACGUCGAAUUCGACACUUUAGCAACUGUGAGAAACCAUUAUCGUCAAGUGCACAAAACAAUUGGUUAUUUGAUCUGCUGUGGAAAUAAGUAUCACAAACGCUCCUUAAUACUGGACCAUAUCCAGUAUCACGGUAAUCCAGACGCACACCGAUGUGACCAGUGUGGUAAAAGUUAUAGAAACAGAAAGAUAUUGAGUACUCACAUGAAAUGUCACGGAAGUUCCUAUAAAUGCAGCUUGUGUCCAAAAACUUACAUAUCUUCAUCGAUGCUGAACUAUCACGUUCGAGAAAAACAUUCCACGGACAUGAGUGAUAAAUUUCCUUGCGAGCGGUGUGACAUAAUUUUUCCGACAAGGUACAAACUGACGAGACACUUGAAAACCGUUCAUGGCCCCCCUAUAAAUAACAUAUGUGAAGCAUGCGGUAGAUCAUUCAAAAGUAAAAACGAUUUGAAAUACCACAUAGAAUUGGAACAUUCAACAACACCGCUGCCCAAAGCUCAAUGCUACAUUUGCGGUACUUGGGUGAAGCAUCAGCGUUAUCUUCGGCACCAUUUAAAAAUGCAUCAGGAAGUGCAGGAAGCUCAGAAAGGGAAAGUUCUCAACUGUCCGAUUUGUAAGAAAAAGGUGCAGAGCAAGCGAUUGCUGGCCGUUCAUAUUCGAAAUGCUCAUGGCGAAAGAAAACAUCAGUGUACAUAUUGCGAGAAAGCAUUCAAGACACCGAAAAAUUUGAAGGAACACAUAGCCCUUCACACUGGUGAAGAUUUGUACAGUUGUCCGUACUGCGAUAAGUCGUUCAAAUCGAAUGCGAACAUGUAUUCACAUCGGAAAAAGGCGCAUCUAGAAGAAUGGACCAGAGACAAAGAAGAAAAGGAAAGAAUCAAGCAAAUAGCACCUAGCGAAACUGAAACAACAGCUAAAGCAGUGGUUGAUGAAUAAAUUUAGCAACACAGCCUAUGAUGAUGAUUGUUGCGAAGCAAAACAAUGA
This is a messenger RNA of Bradysia coprophila, 1651 nucleotides long. Its product is annotated as transcription factor grauzone-like. NCBI's taxonomy places the organism in Eukaryota, Metazoa, Arthropoda, Insecta, Diptera, Sciaridae. The record is from RefSeq and is a predicted model, not a curated record. Gene Ontology annotation, cellular component: nucleus. Gene Ontology annotation, molecular function: zinc ion binding.